Notolabrus celidotus (New Zealand spotty) is the source of this 1903-nucleotide messenger RNA. Its product is annotated as ubiquitin-conjugating enzyme E2 D2-like. The transcript is spliced from 7 exons. Bases 417 to 860 code for a protein of 147 amino acids. Gene Ontology annotation, biological process: protein polyubiquitination; ubiquitin-dependent protein catabolic process. Gene Ontology annotation, molecular function: ubiquitin conjugating enzyme activity. The record is from RefSeq and is a predicted model, not a curated record. Gene Ontology annotation, cellular component: nucleus. NCBI's taxonomy places the organism in Eukaryota, Metazoa, Chordata, Actinopteri, Labriformes, Labridae.
GUCAGUCAGCAGCUCAGCGGACCGCCUUCACCAGAAAGCUUCAAAUACAAGCGGAGAGCAGCAGCUAGCAGCGACCCACAGAGACCUGAACAGGAGGCUUAGUCUACCGGAGGAGAUACUUCCACCUGACGCACACACUUACUCACUCCACCUCAACCUGAGACAGAAAGAACCAAACUACCAAAAACACGAGAAGCUGAAACUCCGAGCAAAGCGAGGGUCACCGAAGGAGCUUUGUUAGCAGCUCCGCGCAUGCGUAGUUUAGCCCGCAAGCUAGCUCGAGGAAGAAAGGCCGCCGAGUCGACCCAGCGUCGUUUAUUUAACGGAUCGUGAAGAAGAAUCCUGGCACACUACGGUUGCCACUCACUGCUCGCUUCAGAAAACUUCAGAUAAGAGAGGAAACACACCGAGAGAGGAUGGCUUUGAAGAGGAUUCACAAGGAGCUCAACGAUUUUUCUCGUGACCCUCCUGCACAGUGCUCAGCCGGCCCAGUGGGUGACGACAUGUUUCACUGGCAAGCUACAAUCAUGGGACCUAGCGACAGUCCAUAUCAGGGAGGGGUUUUCUUCUUGACAAUUCAUUUUCCAACAGACUACCCCUUCAAACCACCCAAGGUUGCAUUUACAACAAGAAUUUACCACCCAAACAUUAACAGUAAUGGCAGUAUCUGUCUGGAUAUUCUCAGAUCACAGUGGUCUCCUGCACUUACUAUUUCAAAAGUACUUCUCUCCAUUUGCUCACUCCUAUGUGACCCAAACCCUGACGACCCAUUAGUGCCAGAGAUUGCACGAAUGUACAAAACAGAUAACAUGAAAUACACCAAAACAGCAAAAGAAUGGACAAGCAAAUAUGCAAUGUGAUGGUUGGAAAGCCGGUGGGGAAAUGACGUUGCUGGUUCAAACAAAAAAAGAUCCAGGAUUUUUUUUUUCUUUUUCACUUUUUUUCUGUUUUGUUAAUCAGAGCAUUUUACCCCUUACUUUUUCCACCUGCGCUCAUAAGAAGAUAGUGUUUUCUCUCCAGGACACGUGCCAGUUUCUGUGAAGUUUUGACUCCUAUUUUGUCAGGAGUUUAAAAAAGGAAAAAAAAAAAUCACCAUGGUGCUGAACAGCUUGAGCAUGCCCCGAUAAGUUUUUCAAGCCGUAAUUGGUGAUGUUAUUUACUCUGCACACACUUGUAGAAUUUGAUGCAACUGGUCUAACACUGAACACCGUAUCAGCCGCACAGUGAUCCAUUUUUAAAAGGAGAGUCCGGAUCCUGUGUGGUUGAUAUUUACUUCACUGUGGGCUGGAUUACUCAAAGCACUUGUAGAGAAACCUGUCUUUUGCCAAACACUCAUAAAUCUUAGAGUUUUGGUAAAACUCGGCUGCAUUUUGUUUCAAAUUGGACAAAUCUAACAAAAGGGGGAAAAUUGCCAUUUCUCUGAAAGAUUCUGAAACUGGUUCGCAACUCCUGUAUUCGCUUCCUGGACUGGUGUGACGUCGGUAUGUUCUUCUGAUCAUUAGUAUAGGAAUCUAUUACCUGAGGAAAGAAGUGUAUCUUAUUCCACCAUCAGAGUGUGUGUACAGAGAAGCACAGCAGUAUAUAUCAAUGUUAAGGAAACAAAAUAUAAGAACUUCAAUGUUGUAUUUUAUGCAUGUUAAUAAAGGUAGGAUAUUAUAUCUGAUAUGUUUCUGCAAAUUAAGUGGAUUGUCAGGCUGAACAGUUGGAAAUUUGGUUCCCCUCAAAGGCUUUCUUUUUUCUUUUUCAUUAUUUAGAAGCCAGUAGAUGAGUUUUUAGUUCUAUGCCCACUCAAACACUGUCUUCUUGUAGCCCUAAAAUAUUGAUGCUGAGCUGAUGGUUGAUAAUCAACUUGUGGCUCUGCUUUCUUUUAGUUUCCCUUCAAUAAAGUUACUCAAACCAUAAA